Aspergillus ochraceoroseus IBT 24754 is the source of this 567-nucleotide messenger RNA. RefSeq names its product putative secretory component protein shr3. Gene Ontology annotation, cellular component: endoplasmic reticulum membrane. The annotation marks the transcript as partial. The transcript has 2 exons. The record is from RefSeq and is a predicted model, not a curated record. Lineage: Eukaryota; Fungi; Ascomycota; Eurotiomycetes; Eurotiales; Aspergillaceae. Gene Ontology annotation, biological process: endoplasmic reticulum to Golgi vesicle-mediated transport.
AUGACGCUCCGCUACGGUUCCUUUGCGACCUUUCUAAUCGUAUGCCCAAUCAGCUUCUUCCUCGGUAUCGUCUUCUCCCUCUUCCCCUACGACUAUCCAAUUCUGUGGUCCACCUCGCCCACCCUCCCCAGCCACUAUGACAGUCUCGAAACCCACCUGAGAUUCCUGCACGCCUCGCCCCCGCUGAUCCCACGCAUCCUGCACAUCGUGAUCUUCCUCGGGCUCGCGGGCCUCCUGAUGAAACUGUGGCGCGCCAGCGAAUCCAACAUGCUCUUCGACGGCGCGUCGCUGGUGCUCUACGUCUGCGGAAUCACCGUGUACGUCGCGAACAUCGUCAAGGGCCUCCGCCUGGCCUCGGGCGGUGUCUACGGCGCCGACCUCGCCUCGACCGACGAAGAACGCGAGCAGAUCCUGGGCCGCGAAGACUCCCUGAAGGUUUUGGCCGCGAGUAAUACCAUUCUGGCCCUGGUGUUGGUUGGCGUUUUGGUCUUGCAGGCUGGUCAGUGGUAUGCGGAGCGGAAGGAUGCUCAGGAGGAUGAGUCGUUUGCUGCUGGGAAGGGGAAGGGG